Molecule: messenger RNA, 2832 nt
Organism: Leptopilina heterotoma
Lineage: Eukaryota; Metazoa; Arthropoda; Insecta; Hymenoptera; Figitidae
Exons: 1
Coding region: 1-2832 (943 amino acids)
Biological process (GO): DNA integration
Molecular function (GO): nucleic acid binding
Source: RefSeq, a predicted model, not a curated record
AUGUAUAGGCAAAUAUUAAUUGAUGAACAAGACCUCGACUACCAACGUAUCUUAUGGCGUUCAAAUGUAGACGAUCCCAUCAGUGAAUAUCAAUUGCUUACAGUCACAUACGGAACUCGCUCUGCUCCGUUCUUAGCACUGCGAGUUCUUAAGCAAUUGAUUGAAGAUGAGGGUCAUGCUUUUCCGCUAGCUUGUUUUGUACUUGAAAAUAAUAUCUACAUCGACGAUUUUAUGUUUGGAUCGGAUUCCUUACAUUCUGCGCGUAUAAUUCGUGAUGAGGUAAUAUUUUUGCUUCGAAAAGCGAAAUUCGAACCAAGGAAAUGGGCAAGCAACUGUUUUUCAUUGAUCUCAGAUAUAGAUCCUCAAGAUCAUGGCCUAGCAUGGACUGCUCAAUCACCGGAUGGUGAGGGAAUCAAAGUUUUAGGGUUGGAAUGGAAUCCAUCGACUGAUGAGUUUCAAUUCAAAGUUCAAUCAAUUUCUGUUGAAAAAAUAACAAAACGGUCAAUACUUUCGAUUAUAUCUAAAUUUUACGAUCCUGUUGGGUGGAUAUCCCCUGUGAUUAUCGUAGGAAAAAUUUUGAUGCAAAAGCUUUGGAGACUUAAUUGCUCAUGGGAUGACGAACUUCCGAAAGAAUUAAAUAUAAUUUGGUCCGAAUUUGUUUUAUCUUUACCAGAUUUGAGUGGCGUUAAAGUGCCGCGUUGGAUUCAACUUGCUCCCAAUAACACUGACGUUCAAAUGCAUGGCUUUUCCGAUGCUUCGGAAUUAGCUUAUGGUGCUGUUCUUUAUUUGCGUAUCACCACUUCAUCAGGUGAAGUGAUUGUAAAUUUACUUGCUAGUAAAACCAAAGUUGCACCCAUCAAGCAAUUAAGUCUACCCCGUCUUGAACUCCAAGCAGCCGUAUUGCUUGCUCAAUUGAUUGAAAGCGUUCGCGAAGCUAAAUCUUUAUUUUUUCAUUCGAUUCAUUGUUGGACGGAUUCCACAAUUGUUCUUGCCUGGCUUAAAAAACAUCCAUCUGACUGGAAGACGUUUGUGGCAAACCGAAUUUCUGAAAUACAGACUUUGCUACCAGAUUGUACAUGGCGUCAUAUUUCUUCAAAAAAUAACCCGGCUGAUAUUUCUUCACGCGGAGUAAGUCCAAGUGAAUUAAUAAAUUCUAAUCUUUGGUGGAAUGGGCCAAAAUUGUUAAUUCAAUCAGAAAAUGAAUGGCCAAUUUCAAAUUCGCACUCUGACCUUCAAACUGAUCUUGAAGCUAAGAUUCAUAUUCAUCUUGUAAAUGAGUCAAAUUCUAAAAUUUUAAUAAAUGAGCUAGCUUUGAGAUAUUCAUCAUGGACAAAAUUACUUCGAGCAAUUGUAAUUCUAAAGCGUUUUGUAAAGUGGUUAAAACUACGUUAUAUUGAUCACAACUCUGAAUCAAUAAAGUUUCCAAUAAUAGCGUCAGAACUAGAGUCGGCUCAAAAAUUUUGGUAUCGAUAUUUGCAAUCAGUGCAGUUCGCGUCAGAAAUCGAUACUCUAAAAAAAUCACUACCCAUACCGAAUAAAAGUAAAUUGAAAUCGUUGACACCUUUUAUCGAUCAUGAGGGACUUUUACGUGUAGGAGGUCGAUUAGAAAUCGCAGAAUUAUCGUACGAAACAAAACAUCCGAUUAUAUUAGAACCUCAUUACAUUGUUAAAUUAAUAAUAACCGAAAUUCAUAAGAAAAACUUCCAUUGCGGACUACAAUUUACAUUAAAUACACUUAGACAAUCUAUAUGGUUAAUACAUCCCCGACCAAUGAUCAAAUCUGUGAUUCAUCACUGCAUUGUGUGUAUUCGCGAUCGAGCUAAAAGAGCAACACAAUUAAUGGCAAAUUUACCGCAACAUAGAGUUGUAAGACCCGAACGUGCUUUUUCCGAUUGUGGUGUUGACUACGCGGGCCCUUUACAAGUUCGCAUGGCCGGCGGUCGCGGCAUUCGCAGUCAACCGUGCUACAUUUGCGUAUUCGUGUGUUGCGCUGUAAAGGCAGUACAUUUAGAAAUAGUAACAUCUCUGACGACUGAUGCCUUUAUUUCCGCUUUUCAGAGAUUCUGUUCUAUUCGGGGCCUUCCCGGUAGACUUUAUAGCGAUUGUGGGACAAAUUUUAAAGGAGCGAGUCAAGAACUUAAUUCUGCAUUUGAGAGGGCAAUAAAUUCAAUCGAGUUUCAGAACUUAAUCGCGAAUGAUCGUAUACAAUGGAAUUUCAAUCCACCCGCAGCUCCCCAUUUUGGAGGGCUGUGGGAGGCUGCGGUUAAAAGUAUGAAAAUUCGCCUCGUCAAAAUCUUUGGAAACCAUACCCCUACCUACGAAGAAUUAAUAACAUCAAUUUAUCAAAUUUCUGCAAUGUUAAAUUCACGACCGUUGACCCCUGUUACAGACGAUAUUAAUGAUCUGAAUGUAUUAACUCCAGGCCAUUUCCUCAUUGGAGAAUCUUUCUCUUCAAUUCCAGCACCGUCACUUGUUGAGUUAAAUUACAACAGAUUAUCACGUUGGCAACAAAUGCAGCAAUUAGCUGAAAUAUUUUGGAAUCGUUGGUCCAAUGAUUAUUUGCUGAAUUUGCAACAACGCGUAAAAUGGCAAAAUUUAGAAGAUUCAGUUAUUAAAGGUCAAAUGGUUUUACUUAGAAAACCCAAUUUGCUUCCAACGAAAUGGAUUCUGGGGCGAAUACAAAAAACACGAAAAAAUUCUGAUGGUUUAAUUCGAACUGUUAAUGUAAAAACAGCCACUUCUGAAUAUUGGCGACCAAUUACCGAAUUGGUACUCUUACCUUUUUAUACUUCCGAAAACGAAAAGAACAUCGAAUCUAAUUGCGAAAAUUAG